Fusarium fujikuroi IMI 58289 is the source of this 1356-nucleotide messenger RNA. RefSeq lists its product as uncharacterized. The record is from RefSeq and is a predicted model, not a curated record. Bases 1 to 1356 code for a protein of 451 amino acids. Lineage: Eukaryota; Fungi; Ascomycota; Sordariomycetes; Hypocreales; Nectriaceae. The transcript has 2 exons.
AUGGACCGGAGCACUCCUCCCACGAAAUUUGAGAAAGAUUAUAAUACCCUGUUAGACGGGAUCUCAAAGUUUCCUGCUUCCCCUAAUCACCCAAGCGGCUCUGAAGCCCAAGACAACCAUCAAAGCCACACAGGCCCCAUGCAGGCUGGUAAUACGCCUGAGGACUGGACUGUAGAGGAUAUCCUCAAAGUUCAGCAAGAGAACAAUGCUGCGAUCUUAGACAGCAUUCGUCUGAUUUCUUCAAAUGAAAGAUCAACACUAGCUCAAGUGGUACAUAGCGAGUUCCAGAACGGUAUGGAUCGAAUUUGCAACUACGUCAAGAACUUGGUUCCUCAGCCAGCUCAGGCUUCAACUGCCUCGACAAUCACAGAUCUUCGCGCUCAGCUGAAGAAGGAGACAAAUUACACACAGAAGCUCUCUGCUGAUUACAAUAACCUACUUCAGCACUCCCAUAAACAAAGGCAAGAUCUCGCCAAAGUAAACGCCAAACUCGACGAUGCCCUUCGCGAGAGAGACCAGCUACGCCAGCUUCUGGGCGGCGGUUCUUUGGCAAACUCUGACAAAGCAACUGAUGAUUCGAUUCGAGGAAAAUGGAAGGUACUCGCUUACAAUAUUCGGUGUCUGGCUCGCCACCUUGCCCACAAUCCGCCUCAACAGCAACUUGACGACCUCGCUAAGGACCGGCUACGAUUUGUCGCCAGAGACUAUUGCACACUUCUCGAAGAUAAAGAUUACCGAGAGCUUAUUCUUAUGAGCUACCUAUGGGUCACUGUUCAAGACGAUGUGUUCGACGCCGGACACACCGUUUGGGGUGGACCUGAGUUGAAGUCAUUCAAGGCUGUUCGUGAUCACAUUAUCUCUCGUUUUGGAGAUGAUGUUAGUAUUCCCAACUGUGAUGACCCCAUCGCUCAUGCUGCACGGUGGCUGGCCCAAGGCUCGGUGAUGAUGAGCAACCUUUGGGGGAGAGAUGAUCGCGCCAUGAGACGUCUCGUGCUCGCAGAAGCUAAGCGUCUAAGGUCAUUUCAUUCAACUCCCCAGUCCACAGCAGACAGAUGUGAUAAGAAGGUUACUGAUCAACUAAGAGAUAUUCUGGACUCAGCAAUCGAACUUGACCAGAUGAUGAUGAGCUCCAAGGCAACCUUUGUAACUCACUGGCGAGAUCGAUCCCAGAGUCCUGGUACUGCUGAGAUGUGGAACGAGGGUGUCAUGAAUUCAGAGGCAUCUACGAACACCUUGUCCCCCAAAAGCCGUGUUCUAUUCUUCAUCUCGCCUGUUCUUCAUAAAUUCGGUACUGCUGAUGGACAGCGAUAUGACUCUAGCAUGGUGCUGGCCAAGGGUCUUGUGGUCUGCGACUAA